Messenger RNA from Caenorhabditis remanei, 414 nucleotides. RefSeq lists its product as uncharacterized. The transcript has a single exon. NCBI's taxonomy places the organism in Eukaryota, Metazoa, Nematoda, Chromadorea, Rhabditida, Rhabditidae. The coding region runs from base 1 to 414 and encodes 137 amino acids. The record is from RefSeq and is a predicted model, not a curated record.
AUGUUCUCAUCUACUAUUCUUAUAAUUCUGACUACAGUAUUAGCUAUCGUGAAUGCUGGUAGGCAUCAUCACUACCAUUCCAAUAGUUACCGUGGAUACGGUAACGGUGUGCAGCGGCAUGGAUAUCCCUACCGUACUCCACCUUGGAGCUACAGUAACUAUUAUCAAAACUACCGUACUCCCUACCGUACCCCUUACUACCAAGGCUACAGUAACUACUACCAAGGCUACCGUACCCCUUACUACGGUAACUACUACCAACCAUACCAACAACCUUCUACUUACUACGGUUCCGGCGACCGCUACAUUGGAAAUGGCAUCCACGUGGACUCGCAUGGAAAUGGUUAUAUCGGUCGGAAGGAUACCGGGUGGUACAUCUUCUGUGCGUCAAGAGGAUGUGUUGGGAGAGGUUAA